Fopius arisanus is the source of this 14007-nucleotide messenger RNA. RefSeq names its product Dynein heavy chain 1 (gene Dhc1). Bases 1 to 14007 code for a protein of 4668 amino acids. The record is from RefSeq and is a predicted model, not a curated record. Lineage: Eukaryota; Metazoa; Arthropoda; Insecta; Hymenoptera; Braconidae. Gene Ontology annotation, molecular function: ATP hydrolysis activity; ATP binding; minus-end-directed microtubule motor activity. Gene Ontology annotation, biological process: microtubule-based movement. The transcript has 13 exons. Gene Ontology annotation, cellular component: axonemal dynein complex.
AUGUUCGUACAGGGUGUGAAGGCCGGUGAAAGGUCCGAUGGUUCUGAUGAAGCCAGUGAAGACGAUGAUGAGCUCAGUGAUGAUGCUGUUCAGAAACGCCGUGAAGAAUGCGAGAGAAAAGCGAGACGUGGGGAGAUGGAUCCCCGGUUGGAGUUUGCCUUUCAGCUCCUGAUGGAUGGAACAGGUCUUCCACGUCAUGAGGUAAUGGACCACGUGUUCGAGGGAGACAUGCUCGACGAGAUAAAUCAGCUUUUUCUUCCACACAUGAGAUCAACUCUCGUGUGGUAUUACCAGGUGACCGACGAACCUGAACAACAGCGCCCGAAUGACGUGACGAUGAAGGGAGGGGCAAGGGCGACCCCAGGGAACCCUGCGCCAAGCAAAUCCAAGGAAUCCAAGGAAACGAAGGAGCCCCUGAAGAAGAAGCUCUUCUUAACGGAUGGCUGGCAGUUACCAUGCACCGGUGUCUGCAUCUACAUGUUUCGAAUAAAUACAUCGAAACAGCUGCCGGAGGAGGGCUUCCAGAAGGACCUCUUCACGGGUGUAAUCAAUAUCGACAGGGUGGGAAUUAUCACGACGAUUCAACGGGUGGUGGAGCACGUGUUCAUGGACGCACUGGCGCAUCCUGGAAGCGAGGAAGAGGAGGACUGCCCAAUGAUAAAGAGUCUUCUGCUACCAGGAUUGAGGUCUUUCUGCAGUGCCCUUAAGGUAUGUGAACUUGUUCUCGAGGAGGGCAACAUCUUCGACGACGGUGAGUCCAUGAUGGAUGAGGUGCACAAUUUUGAAACGGCAAAGGCGCUGGUGUCCAACAGGGGAAUUGAGAGAAUCGAGGAACGCGUUAGAGUUUGGAUAAAAAAAUUGAAGGAUUUUAUUCUUGAGUCUAAACAGGUGAGGCGGGAGAAUGAUAACUCAGGCCCACAGCAGGAAUUGGAAUAUUGGAAACGCAGAGGAGCACAGUUUAGCCAAUUGGUGAAUAAACUUCAGGACACUGAAGUGAAAAUGUCUCUUCUGUGCCUCCAAGUUUCAAGGUCUAAGUUAAUCAAGGAGUGGGUGGAGGCUGAGGACGAGGUGACGUACUGCUACAAUGAAGCGAAGGACAAUGCCAAAUUCAUUCAGGCACUCGAGAAAUGCUGUCACUGUCUUUAUCUCGAUGAUCCAGUGAGAAUGAGGGACUCUUUGGUAUCACUUCUUCAGACUGUCAGACUCAUAUACAGUGUCUCGAGGUACUACAAUACCUCGGAGAGGACAUCCUCGUUGAUGGUGAAGAUAACCAAUCAGAUGAUCGUCGCAUGCAGGGAUUACGUGACAACCAGGGGAAGAGAGACAAUCUGGGAAUUGGAGAGGAUCACUGCUAGGUCAAGACUGAAACAUUGUCUGAGAUUGAAUAAAGCCUACAGAGAGACUUACAGACUUGUUCGCUGCUCUCCAGCGAUAACUGAACAAGAGUUCUCCUUCUCCGAGACGCAGGUAUUUGGGAGAUUCGAUUCGUUUUGCUCGAGGAUCCGGAAAAUUCUCACCAUGUUCGAUCUCAUCGAUGAUUAUCAGAAGCUGUUUGAGAGGAGGAUGGAGGGUCUACUCCUGGGGGAGGCUUUGGAUGAGGCAACACAUGCCUUUGAGGAUUCCAAAAAAAUUGCGACUGGCAAGUCUUACGAUUACCUUGACCCCAGGAACACCGAUUUUGAUCGGGAUUAUGAUGUCUUCAUGGCUAAGACUGACGCCCUCAAGGCACACGUGGGGGACAUCAUCGAGAAGAACUAUACGGAUGUAUGGGAGACACCCCAGGGCAUUCGCUUUCUCACCAGGUUCGAAAAGGUCAGCAAAAAAAUCCCUCUGACGAAACUCGAUGAGAAGUAUUCACUCGUCGUGAGAUACUGUGAUAAAGAGGUAGAGAGAACCCUCAAGUUAUUCAAGAAGCAGAGGGACGAUCCACCCCUGUCUAGGCAUUUGCCACCCAUUGCUGGUCGGCUCACGUGGGCUAACUCCCUCAAAGUUCAUUUGGAUGAACUUGCUAAUUCGGUUUCUGGACAUCCUGUACUCAGGACUCUCCCUCUCACUGCUGAUCUUGUCAGGCGGUACAAUCAUGCGGUUACUAUUCUACUUCAGUAUCAGACGGAUAUCGCUGAAGUGUGGACUCAUCAGAACUCGUGGGUCAUCGAGGACUGCCUCAAGAAAAAUCUUCUCGCUAUCGACAAGGAGAUGAACAAAAUCAAGGUGAACCUCGAAGGGAGGAUCAUCCUGCUUCUCCGUGAAGCCGAUUGCCUGGCGAAGAUGAAGCUGGAAAUUCCCAUCGUGGCGAAGACUAUUUUAGUGAAGCGAGAUCACUUCACCCUGAAGCACGACUCGCUGCAGCUGGUGAUCGAGGAUUUUGUAUCGACAGCAAGAAGAGUUAAACUCGAGGUGAGACCACUGCUGCUGCCUCACCUGGUGCGUGUGGCAUCACUCUUAGUGCCGGGAUUGAAGACUCUUACGUGGACAAAACCAGGAUGGGAGGAUUUCUGUCAUCAGUGCAGACAGGAGAUCGGAACUUUCGAUGUCCUCAUAACGAGAGUCCACGAUGUCUACGCGAAUAGAAUUCUUCAAGUUCUCGUCAGCAUGCAGAAGAUCACACUACAUGCUCUACAAGGGGAUGAGCCCUGGUGCAUCGAGGAAUUCUUGGAGAAGACUGAAGAGGCAUGCAGAGUGGCAGCGAUCGAUCUUCACAGACGGAGUCAGAUGGUAGAAGAAGCUGUGGAGGAAGUUCUCCAGCUGGUGAAAAAUGCAGCUGACAGUUUCAAAAAUACCGGAGAUGCGGAUAAUUUUGAAUUAGCUAAUAGCGACGGCCCGAGCCAAGAGGGUAAUGAAGAUGGAUCUCAACAGCAGCAGGAUUGGACUGUUGUGUGGGCAUGUUUCGAUGAUCCACAUCAGUUACUCACUGCUACUGGUGGUGGUCUCUCAAAGAAUAUGCAGGAGAUGGUGAAAAAUGCCGUCUCCGAGAUGAGAAGAUAUUACUCGAGAAAAGUCGUUGAUGUUCUGAUAAAAGUAACGAGGAGCUCUCUGGAUGCUAUAAGACGUAGAUUUGUGAGGGAUAUAAAUCCAGAGGUACCACCGCGUCCCGUAUUCCUUCUGCAUGCAACCCUCAUGAUUCCAUCGGUGGUGGUGAAACCCAGUUUAGAGGAGGUCCAGGAGACCCUCACUGUCGCUGGUAAAGCUAUUGCUGGGGUAUCAAAGGGUGUUGCCCAGUGGAGUGCAGGUGGCCACAAGAGCAACUGGAAAGGGGCACCCUGGGCACCGAAGAAAAAUCUCAUGGAUGUCGUUAUGAGAGCUCAGGUGCAUGCGGAAAGAAGACGCGACGAGGAGCCCGAGGAUCCCAAAGUCAGGAGGAGGAGAUUAUUUAAAAUAAUCUCGGAGGAGCGCCCUAGCUUUCCCAUUCAGCAGAGAAAUUUUCACAGUCUUGUCAUGGAGAAUAAGGAGGUCAUCAAGGUGUUAUCGAUGUUGAGCUCUUGUACCCAGGAGUUGAGACAGAAUUUGACGGAGUUUUUGGAGAUGUGGACACCUUAUAAAUAUCUUUGGAAGAAUGAACGCAGUAUGCGAGAACUUCUUAACGUUUCACUGUCCGAAUUUGAGAUCACCCUGAGGAAACACAGCGAACUCGAGGAUAAACUCGCUACUGAGGCUGAUAUGGCGUAUCUCGGGGCUCCCAUUGCCUUGCAUACUGAGAAACUUAAAUUUGGUUUGUCUACGGAGAUUAAAAAUUCCACUCACAAAAUAGGUCAAGUGAUGAAGAAAAAGUACCGAAGAGAGAUGGAGUACGUGUACGCAGUUAUGAACGAGAUGGAUAGAAAAUUGGAGCGUCAGAUUCGUGAUUUGGAUGAUGUGAGACUGAUAAUGGAUACUCUGAAGAAAAUCAGGGAGCAAGAGGUGGAUAUGGAGCUGAGAAUUGAUCCCAUCGAGGAGGCAUUCAACAUUGUCACUCGUUACGAGGUGCCUGUUGAUCAGGAAUGUCUGGAGAUGGUGGAGACAUUGAGGGAGUCCUGGGGAAAGAUAUUGGCGAGGGCACACCAGAGUCACGUUCUUUUGUUGCAACUUCAGCCCCAGUUUGAGGAGGAAUUGAGGACGAAUUUGGACAAGUUCAGGAUUGAUAAUGAGGCUUACUGCGAGGAAUACAGAACAAGUGGACCCAUGCAGACUGGACUUACUCCAAGGGAGGCAUCAGAUCGCCAGAUUCUCUUCCAGAAUCGAUUUGAUGGCAUGUGGAGAAAACUUCAGGCAUACCAGAGUGGAGAGGAGCUCUUUGGAUUACCGAUCACUGAUUAUCCUGAGCUCUCGCAGAUCCGAAAGGAGCUUAAUCUGCUGCAGAAGCUCUAUAAGUUAUAUAAUGAUGUUAUCGACAGGGUCAGCAGUUACUACGAUAUACCCUGGGGCGAGGUAAAUAUCGAGGAGAUCAACAACGAGCUGAUGGAGUUCCAGAAUCGUUGCAGGAAGCUGCCAAAAGGCCUGAAGGAAUGGCCAGCGUUCUUCGCCCUGAAGAAGACCAUUGAUGACUUCAACGACAUGUGUCCACUGCUGGAGCUCAUGGCGAACAAAGCGAUGAAGCCUCGCCACUGGCAGAGAAUUGUCGAGGUAACAGGGCACACCUUUGACCUCGAGAGCGAGGGAUUUUGUCUGAAGAAUAUUCUGGAAGCGCCUCUGCUUAAGUACAAGGAGGACAUCGAGGACAUCUGCAUCUCGGCGAUGAAGGAGAAAGACAUUGAAGCUAAAUUGCGACAGGUAGUGAACGAGUGGUCAUCCCAUGAGUUGACCUUCAUGACAUUCAACAACCGAGGAGAACUUCUCCUUCGAGGUGACACGACAGCUGAAACAAUUGGCCAGCUUGAGGAUAGCCUGAUGGUUCUGGGUUCACUCAUGUCAAAUCGUUACAACGCACCCUUCAAAAAGCAAAUUCAGCAGUGGCUCUCGGACUUGUCCAACACAAAUGAAAUCCUGGAGCGUUGGCUUCUCGUCCAGAAUAUGUGGGUUUAUCUGGAGGCCGUGUUUGUCGGUGGGGAUAUUGCCAAACAACUACCAAAGGAAGCGAAGAGAUUCAGUAAAAUUGACAAGAGCUGGCAGAAAAUAAUGCAACGAGCCCACGAGACCCCGGGCGUCGUUCCCUGCUGCGUGGGAGAUGACCUCCUCAAGCAGCUUCUACCACACCUCCAGGAGCAGCUGGAGCUCUGCCAGAAGUCCCUCAGUGGUUACCUGGAGAAAAAACGAAUGAUGUUCCCUCGGUUCUUCUUCGUAUCAGACCCAGCCCUCCUUGAGAUCCUGGGACAAGCCUCGGACUCUCACACCAUUCAGAAUCAUCUACUCUCGAUAUUCGAUAAUACUCGAUUCGUCAAGUUUCACGACAUCGAGUACAACAAGAUGACAGCGAUAGUUUCAUCGGAGGGUGAGAUAAUUGUCCUUGAGAGGGCUGUCAGGGCUGAGGGUUCAGUCGAGACUUGGCUUAUGCAGCUUCUGCAGACCUCUCAGCAAUCCCUCCACUCGAUAAUUCGUCAAGCCAAUCUCAUGAUGAACGACCAGAACUUCAAUCUCCUCUCAUUCCUCGAGAAAAUGGCUGCACAGGUCGGACUCCUGGGGAUACAGAUGAUAUGGACGAGAGAUGCAGAAGUUGCCUUGAUGCAGGCACGUGCUGAUAAGAAAAUCAUGGGUGAAACCAACAAUCGUUUUCUCGAAUUACUCAAUACUCUCAUCGAUCAGACAACCAGGGAUUUGACAAAAAUCGAGAGGACUAAAUUCGAGACACUCAUCACGAUUCACGUCCACCAGAGAGAUAUAUUUGAUUCCAUGUGUCGACUCAAUGUCAGGACUGUGACGGAUUUUGAGUGGCUCAAGCAGUGUAGAUUCUACUUCAAAGAGGAUCUCGAUAAAACGAAUAUUCACAUAACUGAUGUACAGUUUAUUUAUCAGAACGAGUACUUGGGGUGCACCGAGCGUCUCGUUAUCACACCAUUGACUGACAGGUGUUACAUUACCCUGGCACAGGCUCUCUCGAUGUCCAUGGGGGGAUCUCCCUGUGGUCCAGCUGGCACUGGAAAGACUGAGACUGUCAAGGACAUGGGGAAGACUCUCGCUAAGUACGUUGUGGUCUUCAACUGCUCUGAUCAGAUGGAUUAUCGAGGGCUAGGACGAAUAUACAAGGGUUUGGCGCAGAGCGGCAGCUGGGGCUGCUUCGACGAGUUCAAUAGGAUAGAACUUCCUGUUCUGUCAGUGGCUGCACAACAAGUGGCUGUUGUUCUCGCUGCCAAGAAGGAGAAGAAGAAGCAAUUUAUAUUUACUGAUGGGGACCAGAUCGAGAUGUGCCCGGAGCUUGGAAUAUUCAUCACGAUGAACCCGGGUUAUGCUGGGAGGAAAGAACUACCGGAGAACCUCAAGAUACAGUUUCGAACUGUUGCCAUGAUGGUGCCAGAUCGACAGAUAAUUAUUCGAGUCAAACUCGCCAGCUGUGGCUUCCUCGAGAACAUCACUCUUGCCAGGAAAUUCUAUACACUUUACAAAUUGUGCGAGGAGCAGCUCACCAAGCAGGUCCACUACGAUUUUGGGUUGAGGAAUAUUCUGUCGGUGUUGAGAACCCUGGGAGCUGCAAAGAGAGUCAACAGCAAAGACACAGAGAGUACAAUAGUUAUGAGAGUCCUCAGAGACAUGAAUCUCUCAAAACUCAUCGACGAGGACGAGCCACUUUUCAUAUCUCUGGUAGCUGAUCUGUUUCCCAAUCAGGCACUGGAGAAAACAUCGUAUCCAGAAUUGGAAUCUGCUAUUGACAGUCAGGUGCAGGAGGAGGGACUGGUGUAUCAUCCACCCUGGGUGUUAAAGCUGAUUCAGCUGUACGAGACCCAGAGGGUCCGCCAUGGGAUAAUGACCCUGGGACCAGAGGGUGCUGGUAAAACCACGUGCAUUCACACCCUGAUGAAGGCACUCACACAGAUGGGGGCUUAUCACCGAGAGAUGCGAAUGAAUCCGAAGAGCAUUACUGCAGCCCAGAUGUUUGGACGCCUGGAUGUUGCUACCAAUGACUGGACGGAUGGUAUAUUCUCAGCUCUGUGGAGAAAAACUCUGAAACUCAAAAAGGAUGAACACGUUUGGCUCGUGCUUGAUGGCCCAGUCGAUAGCAUAUGGAUUGAGAAUUUGAAUUCCGUUCUCGAUGACAAUAAGACACUUACUCUAGCUAAUGGCGAUCGUCUGUCCAUGGCUCCCACUUGCAAAAUUAUAUUUGAACCACACAACAUCGAUAAUGCCAGUCCUGCUACUGUUUCCCGAAAUGGAAUGGUUUACAUGAGCUCGUCAGGGCUCGACUGGAGACCUGUGGUCACAGCCUGGUUGAAGAAUAGGACUCCCCUGGAGCACGGAGUCUUGGAUAAAGCUUUCGACGAGUCAUUUUUACAGAUUUACACGUGGUGCACACAGACCCUAGUCCUCACGAUUGAAGUACUGCAGACUAAUAUCGUCAGGCAAAUGCUGUGCCUCCUGGAGGGACUGGUGCCACCUGAGGUACCUCCUGAAGAGAUUGACGAUGACGACGACGAGAAGGACAAGCCCCAGCCCAUGACAGCUGAACGACUCAAACGACUCUACAUUUUUGCACUGAUAUGGGGAAUUGGGGCUCUACUGGAAACUUCGGAUCGACUCAAGUUCGAUGAGUACAUGAACGAUCACUUUGGAACUCUCGAUCUUCCCAAGUCGGAGAAGUAUCCAGAGGCUGGGCUCUUCGAUUUUUACGUUAACGACAAGGGAAAGUGGGACACUUGGACCACUCUAGUCACUAAUUACACGUAUCCUGAUUAUGCAACACCCGAUUACAGCAGCAUACUCGUGCCAAUUGUUGAUAAUGUGAGAAUUCAGUAUCUCAUUGACAUGAUUGGGAAGAAGGACAGGGCAGUUUUGUUAAUUGGUGAGCAGGGAUCUGCCAAGACUGUCAUGAUGAAGUCAUACAUGAAGGGGACCAAUCCUGAUACGACAUUGGGGAGAUCCUUCAACUUCAGCUCUGCAACGACUCCCUAUCAGUUCCAGAAGACCAUCGAGAGUUAUGUAGAGAAAAGAAUGGGAAACACGUUUGGUCCACCUGGGGGAAAGAAGAUGCUCAUUUUUGUGGACGAUAUUAAUCUCCCUGAGAUCAACGAGUGGGGUGAUCAGAUCACCAAUGAAAUUGUUCGUCAGACGAUGGAUAUGAAGGGGUUUUACUCCCUGGAGAAACCAGGGGACUUCACGACGAUCGUUGAUGUGACGUUUCUCGGGGCUAUGGGUCAGCCUGGGGGUGGGAGGAAUGACAUUCCUUCGAGGUUGAAGAGACAGUUCUGCAUAUUUAAUUGCACUCUUCCCAAUGAUGCCUCCAUUGACAAGAUAUUCGGGGUCCUGGGAGAGGGCCAUUACAACGCAAAGCGAGGAUUCUCGACGGAAGUCAGAAUGUUAAUUAAAAAGAUGAUACCCCUGACUAGACUACUCUGGCAGAGAACGCGUGCCAAAUUACUACCAACCCCUGCUAAAUUCCACUAUGUGUUCAAUCUCCGGGAUUUAUCGAGGAUCUGGCAGGGAAUGAUUGGAACUCUGUCGACAGUAAUCGAGAGAGAGAGUCACCUGAUGCUCCUCUGGAGACACGAGUGCAGUCGAGUCUUCAGCGAUCGAUUCACGAUCCAGAGUGACAAGAACUGGUUUGAUCAGGAGGUGAACGACAUCGUCGUGGAGUUCCUGGGGGAGCAGUACACAGAGAUGAUGGGAAAGAAUCCAGCAUUUGUCGAUUUCAUGAGAGAUGCUCCUGAACCAACUGGAGAGGAGGGCGAGGACGCAGACAUGGAGCUCCCCAAGGUGUACGAACCAGUCUUCGAUGAUCAGACACUUCGGGACCGGCUUGAGAUGUUCCUCGCGCAGUUCAAUGAGAUGCAGAGGGGUGCUGGCAUGGAUCUAGUGUUCUUCCCAGAUGCAAUGCUGCACCUGGUGAAAGUCUCACGAGUUAUCAGACAUCCUCGAGGGAAUGUGAUGCUUGUAGGUGUUGGUGGCUCAGGUAAACAGAGUCUGACCAAAUUAUCGUCGUUUAUCGCAGGGUACAAAACCUUUCAGAUAACUCUCACACGAUCCUACAAUGUAACUAAUUUUCUCGAGGAUUUAAAGUUCCUCUACCGAUCCUGCGGUGGCCAGGGCAAAGGUACCACCUUUAUUUUCACAGAUCUGGAUAUCAAGGAGGAGGGAUUCCUGGAGUAUUUGAACAAUAUCUUAAGCUCUGGAGUAAUCAGUAAUCUUUUCACGAGGGACGAGCAGACAGAGAUAAUUCAGGAAUUGACUCCCAUAAUGAAACGAGAAAAUCCAAAGAGAACUCUCAACAAUGAACUCGUCAUGGAGUAUUUCCUGCAGAGGACCUGUCAAAAUCUUCACGUGGUCUUCUGCUUUUCACCAGUUGGGGAAAAAUUUAGAAAUCGAGCCCAGAGAUUUCCAGCUCUGAUAUCCGGCUGCACCAUCGAUUGGUUCCAGCCGUGGCCUCGUGAUGCCCUCGUUCUAGUUGCCGAUCACUUUCUCCAUGACUUUGAAAUUGCCUGCAGUCCGGAAGUUAAGAAACAACUGGUGACAGCUCUUGGAUCGAUUCAGGAUGUUGUUUCAGAGACGUCUUCUGAGUAUUUCCAGAGAUUCAGAAGAGCCACUCAUGUCACGCCAAAGUCGUACUUGAAUUUCAUAGGAGGAUAUAAAAAUAUUUAUCGCGCCAAGCAGCACGAGCUGGGAGAGGGGGCACGAAGGAUGGAUACAGGUUUAGCAAAGCUGGAGGAGGCAUCGAUAUCAGUUGAGCUAUUGAAACGAGACCUGGCUGUUAUGGAGCAGGAGUUGGUAACAGCCUCUGAAAAAGCAGAGACCGUUCUACUGGAGGUGACAGAGAGAGCGACUCAAGCUGAAUCUUUUAAAAAUCAAGUUCAAAAGGUAAAGGAAAAGGCUGAGGCCCUGGUGGCAAACAUCGCCGAGGAGAAGGCUUUGGCCGAGCAGAAACUGGAGGCUGCUAAACCAGCCCUCGAAGAGGCAGAGGCCGCCCUGAACACCAUCAAACCAGCCCACAUAGCAACAGUGAGAAAAUUGGGAAGACCACCCCACCUCAUAAUGAGAAUCAUGGAUUGCGUUCUGAUCCUCUUUCAAAGAAAAAUAAGCCUGGUGAUACCAGACGCUACAGCUAUGUGUCCAAAGCCCUCCUGGGCUGAAUCCCUGAAGAUGAUGGCAAGCACCACCUUUCUCCUUCAACUCCAGAACUACCCCAAGGACAUAAUCAACAAUGAAAUGGUUGAGUUGCUACAGCCGUACUUUAAAAUGGAGGACUACAACAUGGAAACAGCUAGACGAGUCUGUGGAGAUGUGGCUGGUCUCCUCUCGUGGACUAAGGCAAUGGCAUUCUUUCACUCUGUCAAUAAAGAGGUUCUACCUCUCAAGGCUAAUCUCACAAUGCAGGAAGCUAGGCUCAAAGUGGCGAUGGAGGAUCUCGCUGGAGCGGAAAGAGAACUAUCCGAGAGGGAAAUGGCACUCCAGGGUGUGAAGGCGCAGUACGAUGCAGCUGUAUCUGAGAAACAACGACUCACAGAUGCUGCCAAUGUGUGCCUGAGAAAGAUGACAGCUGCCACUGCCCUGAUAAAUGGCCUCGGCGGUGAGAAAAUCAGGUGGACUGAGCAGAGUGGAGAAUUUAAGAUUCAAUUGGGAAAACUUGUGGGUGAUGUUCUUCUGGCCACUGGAUUUCUAUCAUACUGUGGACCUUAUAAUCAACAGUAUCGAUCACGUCUUGUCAACUGCUGGAUGACUAUCCUGACGACGAGGGCGAUUCCUUUCACUAAAGAUCUGAAUAUCAUCAGUAUGUUGGUAGAUACCUCGACAAUAUCAGAGUGGACACUCCAGGGGCUACCCAACGACGAGUUGUCAGUUCAGAAUGCCCUGAUCGUCACUAAGUCAUCCUCGUAUCCUCUCCUCGUCGAUCCCCAGACCCAGGGGAAGAUGUGGAUAAAGAAUAAGGAGAUGUCCAAUGAACUACAGAUAACGUCCCUCAAUCACAAGUAUUUUAGGGCCCAUCUGGAGGACAGUCUGUCAUUAGGAAGACCUCUUCUUAUUGAAGAUAUUAAUGAAGAACUCGACCCAGUCAUCGAUAAUGUCCUCGAGAAGAAUUUCAUCAAGUCCGGAUCCAUCGAGAAGGUCAUCGUUGGUGAUAAGGAGUGCGACGUGAUGCCUGGAUUUAUGCUGUACAUCACUACAAAACUACCAAAUCCUGCUUACAGUCCUGAGACCUCAGCAAAAACAUCGAUAAUCGAUUUUACAGUGACAAUGCAGGGACUAGAGGAUCAACUCCUGGGGCGAGUAAUCCUCAUGGAGAAAUCUGAGCUCGAGGCCGAACGUGUCGCAUUGUUCGAGUCAGUGAUGACAAAUCAGAGAUCGAUGAAGGAUUUAGAGAGCACUUUGUUGCACAGACUGACAUCCUCGGAGGGCUCUCUCGUCGAUGACGAGGCACUCAUUGGAGUACUCAGGGAAACAAAAUCAACAGCUGAAUCUGUCAAUGAAAAGCUCCAAGUUGCUGCCCUCACGGAGAAAAAAAUCACAAUUGCCAGGGAGGAGUUCAGGGCUGUGGCAGCCAGAGGCUCGAUCCUCUAUUUUCUCAUCGUCGAGAUGAGCAAUGUAAACGUCAUGUACCAAAACUCACUCAAGCAAUUCCUCACGAUAUUCGAUAACUCCAUCACUAAAUCAACGAAGAGUAAUAUAACGUCGGAGAGGAUUGAUAUUAUCCUGGGGCACUUGACGUACGAAGUUUGGGGUUUUACAUUGAGAAGUCUUUACGAGCGCCACAAGUCAUUGUUUACCCUGAUGCUGGCUAUGAAGAUUGAUUGCCAUCGAGGUGCGAUAUCCCAUGCAGAGUUCAUGGCGUUCAUCAAGGGAGGUGCCUCCCUGGAUCUCAAUGCAGUGGCACCCAAGCCCUUUCGUUGGAUCCUGGACAUUACCUGGCUGAAUCUCGUUGAGAUCAGUAAACUGGAGGUCUUCUCCGAGAUCCUAACAAAGAUCGAGUUCUCCGAGAGGGAGUGGAGACAGUGGUACGAGAAGGAGAGACCAGAGGAGGAGGAGUUACCUUGUGGAUACCAGAAGAGUUUGGAUGUCUUCAGGAAACUCCUGCUGAUCAGAUCCUGGAGUCCCGACAGAACCCUGUCCCAAGCGAAGAGGUACAUCGUGGAAUCACUGGGAAGGGAGUACGGAGAGGCAAAGAUCCUCGAUCUCGAUGCCACUUGGGCUGAGUCUGAGCCAGAAACACCUCUCAUUUGCAUUCUGUCCAUUGGAUCUGACCCCAGCCCCUCCAUCACAGCCCUGGCCAAGGGCAAGUCCCUGUCGUUGAGAGCUGUUUCCAUGGGACAGGGGCAGGAGGUAAUCGCCAGGAAACUCAUCAAUGACGCCAUGAGCACUGGGGGCUGGGUACUCCUCCAGAAUACUCAUUUGUCUCUACCAUUCUGCACUGAGGCCAUGGAGACCCUCGUCGAGGCUGACAACAUUCACGAGACAUUCAGACUUUGGCUUACCACCGAAGUGCACCCCCAAUUUCCCAUUGGGCUUCUUCAGAUGGCUAUUAAAUUCACUAACGAACCACCGCAGGGCAUACGUGCCUCCUUGAAGAGGACUUAUCAGGGCGUCACUCAGGAUAUCCUUGAUUACAGUACUCAGUCCCAGUGGCCACCACUUCUUUAUGCUGUCGCUUUUCUUCAUACUGUCGUCCAGGAGAGGAGGAAAUUCGGGCCACUCGGGUGGAAUAUACCUUAUGAAUUCAAUCAGGCGGAUUUUGCAGCUUCUGUUCAAUUCAUUCAGAAUCAUCUUGAUGACAUGGACCCAAAAAAGGGUGUUUCAUGGCCUACUGUUUGCUACAUGCUUGGCGAGGUGCAAUAUGGUGGAAGAGUCACUGACGAUUUCGAUAAACGUCUCCUGACAACCUUCACCCACGUCUGGUUCUGCGACGUUCUGCUGCGUCCAGGUUUCGAAUUUUACAAGGGAUACAAAGUACCCCAGACUCGAAUCAUCCAGGGGUACAUGGAGUACAUAAAUAAUUUACCUGCAACUGAUACUCCUGAAGUGUUCGGUCUCCACUCAAAUGCUGAUAUCACUUAUCAGAUAAAUACAGCGAAGGGCAUCCUGGAUACUAUUCUCAAUGUUCAGCCCAAGGAGGGGGGCUCCCAGGGUGGAGAAACGAGGGAGAGUGUUGUCUACAGAUUGGCAGACGAUAUGCUGGGAAAAUUGCCGAAACAGUACAAUCCCUUCGACGUGAGGGACGCCCUACAGAGGAUGGGAGCUCUCUUGCCGAUGAAUAUAUUUUUACGACAGGAAGUGGACAGAAUGAGACGAGUGAUAGCCGAAGUUCACUCCACCCUGACAGAUCUAAAAUUAGCAAUUGACGGUACGAUCGUGAUGUCCCAGGGUUUAAAAAAAUCCCUAGACUCGAUGUACGACGCACGAAUACCCGAGAAGUGGCAGAAAAUAUCGUGGGAAUCAGCAACCCUCGGUUUCUGGUACACAGAACUCCUGGAGAGAGAUGCACAGUUCAGACACUGGUGCAAUCAUGGGAGACCAAAUGUCUUCUGGAUGACGGGCUUUUUCAAUUGCCAGGGCUUCCUGACAGCCAUGAGGCAGGAGGUGACGCGGGCACACAAGGGUUGGGCCCUGGACUCAGUGGUCCUUCAAAAUCUCAUAACUCGAUACAACCGGGAGGACAUCAGGGAGCAGGUGCAAGAGGGUGUUUAUGUUCACGGUCUCUUCCUGGAGGGUGCAUCACUCGAUCGAAAGUCAGGGAAAUUGGUGGAGAGCAAAGCCAAAGUCCUAUACGAACAAAUGCCUGUCAUUUACAUCUACGCUAUCAACACAACUGCUGGUAAAGAUCCAAAGUUGUACGAAUGCCCGAUAUACAGAAAACCCCAAAGAACGGAUCUGAAGUAUGUGGGAUCGAUUGACUUCGAGACAGAUCACAAUCCUCGACACUGGACACUUCGAGGUGUUGCUCUUUUGUGUGACAUCAAAUAG